CACUACACAUGACCUCGACUCCCGUCCUCGGAAGGAUGCUACCCGAGCGCACACUCAAACCCGGACUAUCCUUCAAUCGCCACUGAGGUCGCCUCACAAGACCGCGCUAGAUUGUAUUUGGCUUGCCCAUUCAGAGCACCUCGUACCGCAAAGGAGCAUCCCACACGGAUCCCCGGGGUGCAAUAUGCGGUCAAGCAGCGUGCAACUCGCGCGUUCGGCCUGGAAGGGGCCCUUCUUCGUGCCCUUUCCCAACAUGGCACAGGCGAUGAGGACUAACACGCCCAUCCGAACCAAUGCGAGAGCUUGCACCAUCUUGCCAAACUUUGUCGGCCUCAAAUUCUUGGUCCACAAUGGAAAGAAUCACAUUCCCAUCUCGAUCACCGAUGAGAUGGUGGGCCAUAAGUUGGGUGAAUUCGCGCCUACACGGAAACGCUUUUCUUUCAGACAAACAAAGAACAAAUAGAAUGCGCAUCAUCUCUGUCAAGCUCGCACUUCUGUGUGCAAUGGAUGUAAUUGUAAUGGACAUCUUGACGACUGG
Messenger RNA from Ceraceosorus guamensis, 538 nucleotides. RefSeq names its product putative mitochondrial ribosomal protein S19. The transcript has 4 exons. Gene Ontology annotation, molecular function: RNA binding; structural constituent of ribosome. Gene Ontology annotation, cellular component: cytosolic small ribosomal subunit; ribosome. Lineage: Eukaryota; Fungi; Basidiomycota; Exobasidiomycetes; Ceraceosorales; Ceraceosoraceae. The coding region runs from base 185 to 463 and encodes 92 amino acids. Gene Ontology annotation, biological process: ribosomal small subunit assembly; translation. The record is from RefSeq and is a predicted model, not a curated record.